AGCAGAGGAUCACCUCGACAGGCAUGAUCUGCUUUUGUGUGUUGCUAUUAUUAUUAUUGUUGUUGGUUGGAUCCGUAGCCCGAAAUAGACGCGCAUUUGGACGCAAGAAACAUGGCAGAAUAAAGCCAGGAGCUGAUAUGCAUAUUGUAUGCGCGCAAAAGAGGGUUCAUGUUAUGUUGUUUAAGCCCUUUGCUUCCCCCCCCGCUCUUGUGGAGUUUAUCCACAGCUUCAGCCCCUCACCCGCGCCCCUUGUGCACAUCAAUCGAUGGAUAUAUGCGAGGCUCUAUGCUUUCAGCGCUCCUUCAAUUUCCUUUAAUUCCUUCACUUUUUUCUUUUCUUUUUCACUCAUUUGUUACUCUUUCAAUUUACACACAUUACACAUUUAUUAGCAACAACCAAUGAGCUCGGACGACAGAAUUGCAAAGGCCGCUAGCUUUCUGCUGCACAGCCCGCCAGGCGAGGUCGACGAUGUAUUCAAUGACAUUCGCGGAAUUGUGAACGACGAUGACGCACUCCAGGCACAAAUUGAGCCUCAGUUCCUGGUGGUCGAGGUCCCCGGACAGCAGAGCACUGUUCUGCUAACACCGUACAACCAGGUAUCUGAGAGCCGGUACCUAGAUCCCAAUACUGGCACAGUAUUCACCUUUGACCAUCUUCGGCCUGCGGGCGCCCUGCAAACGCACCUGGAUCAAUACGUGGCCAACCACUACACUAACGGAUCCGUUUCUGUGUUUGCACAUGAGGGCGCUGUAGUGAGCUGCAUUGUGAGCAACAAGUUUUCGCCAGGCAAUUUCUGGAAUGGGUCGUGGAGGGCCGUUUGGUCGUUCAAUCCGGCCAUGGCGCAGCUCAAUGGAAGCGCCAAAGUGCGCGUGCAUUACUUUGAGGACGGUAAUGUGCAGUUAGACACGCAGUCGGACUUUGCUGGUGAUAUCGAGGCGGGUAGGGAUGUGGCGAAGAAGGUGGCCAAGAUGAUUGGCCAAUUUGAGGCUGAUUUCCAGCAGGGGAUUAAUGAUGGGUAUAGGCAGUUGGCUGAAAGAACCUUUAAGGGACUGCGUCGCACGUUGCCGGUCACCAGGAAUAAGAUUGACUGGGAGAAAAUUGCGAACUAUAAGAUUGGCGGAGAGCUAGCGCACGCUGAGAACUGAAGGAUUGAAAGAAUAUAUCCAUUACACAUAUGAUGAGAGAGAUCUGAUUGAAAGUGGGAGGUGUGGCCAUUUUGCCAUAAUUAAGCCAUCGACGAGAUGUAGACAGCUGAUGUCGGGGGGGCAUCCGGACGAGGUCAAUUGUUGCAAAUCGAUUAAUUUUUG
Molecule: messenger RNA, 1307 nt
Organism: Kickxella alabastrina
Lineage: Eukaryota; Fungi; Kickxellomycota; Kickxellomycetes; Kickxellales; Kickxellaceae
Exons: 4
Coding region: 399-1145 (248 amino acids)
Biological process (GO): barbed-end actin filament capping; actin cytoskeleton organization
Cellular component (GO): actin cortical patch; F-actin capping protein complex
Molecular function (GO): actin filament binding
Source: RefSeq, a predicted model, not a curated record